Messenger RNA from Besnoitia besnoiti, 2070 nucleotides. Its product is annotated as slc30a2 protein. The coding region runs from base 1 to 2070 and encodes 689 amino acids. NCBI's taxonomy places the organism in Eukaryota, Apicomplexa, Conoidasida, Eucoccidiorida, Sarcocystidae. The transcript is spliced from 6 exons. The record is from RefSeq and is a predicted model, not a curated record. Gene Ontology annotation, molecular function: zinc ion transmembrane transporter activity. Gene Ontology annotation, cellular component: plasma membrane. Gene Ontology annotation, biological process: zinc ion transmembrane transport.
AUGCCGCGCGCGAGGAAGAGAGGAGGAGGAGGUGGCGCCGCGCCUGCGGCCUCGCAGAGCAAGAAGUUGAGCGUCGCCCCAUGCCCCUCCGACGGCGUGCAGGCGGCAGACGCCGAGCCGCAGCCGGCUACCUCGCCCGACAAAGCCGAGAACGCCCUCCCCGCGUCCUACCCCGAAGAAGAGGUGGGCGUCAGCAGCGCCGCGACCAUGGUUCCCGUCUCUGGCGCGCCUUCGAGCUGCUGCUCGCGCAGCAACACGUCCAGCAUGUGCGUGUCUCCGAGUCGAAACGUCUCCGCGUCGCCCGAGGCAGCGGCCAGCGCGGGCCCCUCCAGCCGCCACGGCGCGCCCUCCGCUGACGGCAACACCCGCGGCUCAAGCACGAAAAAACAGCCGAGUCGCCGAGACGCGACGAGUCCCGCGGCGGAGAGCGGCAGCCGCCCGAGUCGUUUCUCGUGCUCCAGUGGAUGCACGGGCGAGACGCAGGAGGAGGCGCCCGACGCCGUCGCCCCGCCUCCCUCGGCCUCUCGCCUGCUCACGUGCAACGGACGCAGCUCGCGGGAGCUCUUUGCGCUUGCGGAGACGACGCAGCCCUGCGACGCGGCUGCGGAGGGGGGAGGCGGCGACGCGCGGGCGUGGCCCCGGGCGCCCGCCUGCGCGGCGAUGCGCUGCUCUGAGCCGCAGCGCGAGGGGGGGAGUCGCAACGGCGCGCUGCUCAGCGUGCACGCGCACCACGCGCCCGAAAUCGACCGCGAGGCCGGGCAGCCAAGCCGCGGUCGAUGCGGAGGCGCCUGCGAACACGAACAUUCGCAUUGUCAUUCGCGUGCGCAAGUGCAUGCGCACGACGAGCCACGCCACGGCCAUGAGCAUCCGCUGCUGCACUCGGGGAACCAGCGCGCGAGGCAGAAGCUCGUCACGGCCUCGAUGGUGUGCUGUGUCUUCAUGGUCGUGGAACUGGUCGCUGGCAUCCUUGCCAACUCGCUCGCGCUCAUGACCGACGCCUCGCAUCUCCUCUCGGAUCUCUGCGCCUUCCUCAUCAGUUUGUUCGCCCUCUGGGUGUCGGAGUUGAAGGGGAAUCCGUCCAUGUCGUUCGGCUACCACCGCGCGGAGAUUCUCGGCGCGCUGCUCUCGGUGCUGCUGAUCUGGGCGCUGACGGCGUUCCUGAUCUACGAGGCCUGCUUCCGCGUCGUGGACCCGCCAGCAGUCGACGGCCGGCUGAUGUUUUGGACGGCGGUUGUGGGCACUGCCGCGAACCUCUUCAUGACGCACAUCCUCAAAGUGCACUCGCACGGCAUCGGGCAUGUCCACUCCCACGAGAACGAAUGCUGCAGUAGCGGCGGCGCCGGCACCGGCGCCGGCAGCCACGAGACUGCAGCGCCGCAGGCGCUGGAGGCCCUCGAAGCCGGGCAUCGCCUCGAGGCUUGUCUCACGUCCGCGCCAGCCGAAGAGGAGAUGCAGCCGCGCCCUGUACUCCUUGUCGAGCGCCCUCCGAGCGCCAGCAGCGCCGGCAGCACUGCUGGCGACGUCUACGUGCGCCUCGAGGACACGCUUGAUGACAAAGACUUCGAGAACAUGAACCUACGCGCCGCGUACAUUCACGCGCUUGGAGACCUGCUCCAAAACGUCGGAGUCAUGAUCGCCUCCGCACUCAUCUGGUGGCAGCCGACUUGGGCGAUCGCGGAUCCGAUUUGCACGUUCAUCUUCUCGAUCUUCGUGCUCUUCACCACGCUUUCGAUUCUGAAAGAGGCUUUGAACGUUCUUAUGGAGGGCACGCCGAUCGGCAUCGACGCGCGCGCGCUGCAGGAGGACUUGCUGUUGAUUCCUGGCGUCGUUGAAGUCCACGACCUGCACGUCUGGUCGCUCUCCGUCGGGCGUCCCUCGCUCGCUUGCCACCUCGUCGUCGCGAACGAAGAUGACGCGCGGAGCGUUUUGCGCAAGGCGACGAUUCUCUGUCAGCGCAAGUAUUCGAUUCUCCACACGACAGUCCAGACGGACUUUUCUGCGGACAAGAGGAGCUGCGAGACGGCGGCUCACCAGAAGUGCAGCGACCGCAUGAAAGUCUUUGACUAUUGA